AUGCUCCCGGACUCUGACAUACACUUGGACUUUCUACGGCUAGCUUUGGCCGAAGCACGGAAAUGUGAACCGACACCAACAGCCUUCUGCGUUGGUUGUGUCAUCACGGCCCAUCUGAUAGAGUCUGAACGACCAGUCAUUCUUGCUCGCGGUUAUUCGCGCGAGCUUCCUGGGAACACCCACGCUGAGGCAAACGCCCUGACCAAAGCACGCCAACUAUCGCAAGAAAAACUCCAUCAGCUCUUCCCUUCCUCCCCUCCGGAGAUCAGCGUCGACGAACUUCUGACCCAUGCGGACAUUUAUACAACCAUGGAGCCGUGCUCUGUACGCACAUCGGGAUUGUCUCCUUGCGCAAACGCUAUCAUUGCUGCCAACAUAUGCAGGUGCUUCAUUGGAGUAGGCGAGCCGGAUGACUUCGUAAAGUGUGAGGGCGCGCAGAGGUUGAAUACCGCAGGAAUCAAGGUCAUCUGGGUAAAAGGUCUCGAAAACGAAUGUCUUGAAGUGGCUCGACGAGGCCACUAGUCCUCAGAACAUGCGUCUCUCAUCGUGUUGUGCACGGCGGCGUGGAGACUAAGGAAGUGGGGCUACCAUUGUGAUACGCCUCGGCCUUCGCACAAAGUGAAGCGACAUGACGCUACUGUAUAAUGAACGUAUUUGAGCUG
Molecule: messenger RNA, 662 nt
Organism: Postia placenta MAD-698-R-SB12
Lineage: Eukaryota; Fungi; Basidiomycota; Agaricomycetes; Polyporales; Adustoporiaceae
Exons: 2
Coding region: 1-522 (173 amino acids)
Molecular function (GO): diaminohydroxyphosphoribosylaminopyrimidine deaminase activity
Source: RefSeq, a predicted model, not a curated record